Molecule: messenger RNA, 633 nt
Organism: Penicillium antarcticum
Lineage: Eukaryota; Fungi; Ascomycota; Eurotiomycetes; Eurotiales; Aspergillaceae
Exons: 8
Coding region: 1-633 (210 amino acids)
Biological process (GO): signal transduction
Cellular component (GO): plasma membrane
Molecular function (GO): GTPase activity; GDP binding; GTP binding
Source: RefSeq, a predicted model, not a curated record
AUGCGGCCUCAACGCGAAUACCACAUUGUUGUCCUGGGUGCUGGAGGAGUAGGAAAGAGUUGUUUAACAGCACAAUUCGUCCAAAAUGUUUGGAUCGAGAGCUACGACCCGACGAUCGAGGAUUCAUACAGGAAACAGAUUGAGGUAGAUGGUCGACAAUGCAUACUGGAGAUUCUUGACACCGCGGGCACAGAACAAUUCACGGCAAUGAGAGAACUCUACAUGAAGCAAGGCCAAGGCUUCCUCCUCGUUUUCUCAAUCACUAGCAUGUCCUCCCUACACGAACUCUCCGAGCUCCGCGAACAAAUCAUCCGAAUCAAAGACGACGAAAACGUCCCAAUCGUAAUCGUGGGCAACAAAUCCGACCUGGAAGAAGACCGCGCCGUGCCCCGUGCUCGCGCCUUCGGCCUAUCCCAGAACUGGGAUAACGCCCCAUACUACGAGACCUCGGCACGCCGCCGCGCAAACGUCAACGAGGUCUUCAUCGACCUGUGUCGCCAGAUUAUCCGCAAGGACUCUGAGGGCUCGCGGACGAGCAGUGAUCCGAAUCGCCGGCGCGAGGGUCCCAAUCGUGAUCGGAAGAGGGAUAACAAGCGGCCCCGAAAUCGUCGUGGGCCGUGUGUUAUUCUUUGA